Messenger RNA from Cryptosporidium muris RN66, 1629 nucleotides. RefSeq lists its product as uncharacterized. The record is from RefSeq and is a predicted model, not a curated record. NCBI's taxonomy places the organism in Eukaryota, Apicomplexa, Conoidasida, Eucoccidiorida, Cryptosporidiidae. Bases 1 to 1629 code for a protein of 542 amino acids. The transcript has a single exon.
AUGUAUAAGAAAUUUGACUUUAGACCUGAAGUAUUGCAAACUAAUGGUAACAAAGUACCAAAUAGAGGAGUUCCACGACAAUAUUCCAAUCGUGGUCUACAAUAUCGGAUAGAACGUAGAUUUGGGCGUAGUAUAAGGAACCGCAGCUCAAAGGUAUGGCCAAAAUUUGGGAAAUUUGAUUUAGAAUCACUUGAAAAUACUAAUUAUUGGAUUAGUGAAGGGGAAUAUAUAUAUAAAUUUCAAGUCGUUAGGGGGUUUUGUCCAUGCGAACACUAUGACCUUGAGAGUUUAUAUUCUGCAUUACAAAGACACAACUACUUUUGUUGGUAUGCGGAUAAAGAAAAACAAAUACUAGUUUUUAACUUGACUCCCUACUUAGAUAAAUUAGAAAUAACAUGGAAACUACAAGGACGAAGUGGUCGUGUGCUAUUUCCAGCAGGUAUAUAUGAGUCUUCCCAAUGCGGAUAUAAUGAGAUCACAACAGGAGAUACCAAACCAAAUAGGAUAUUCUGUGGUGUAAAUGAACUAGUAAAUACUUUAAAUAAAUGUACUACAUUUGGAACUAUUAGUGACAUUCCCAUUAUUUCUUCAAAUAUUAAAUAUAAGCAAAGCGAAGUGAGAGAUACAGUAUUUCAUGACUCACAUCUACCUAGAUACAAAGAUCCGUAUAACCUACACAAAAACUCAUUUUCAAUUGGGAUUGACGAAUUAUGUGAUGAUAUAGAUCAAUCGAAGCAAAUGGAAAGUAGGAAUAUUAAUACUUCCUGCAGUAGGAACUUUUCUGAAAAAGAAAGUGACUACAGUGAACAUGAAGAGAAUUUAUAUCCUGACCAAGAUUAUUGGAAGAGUUUAGAAAAUCCUAUUUUUGUAUUUGCAAAUGGUGUUGUGAUUACUUGGUCAAAUGAGCAAUCAAUAUUCAGCGGUGGUAUGCAUCUUCCAAUUCCUCCCAAUACUGACGAACGACUUGACGACAUAUUAGCCUUCUUAUUGAUAUAUGCACAAGGUAUAUUUACUAAAAACUCAGUUAAGAAAUACCAAAGCACAUCUAUGCUAUAUAUUUGUAAUUAUCCAAACAGAAACCCUACUCAUCCACCUAGCAGCUGUGUAAUUUCAGAUAUUAUUAAGCUUAAGACACGAAGUGCAUAUGAAAAAUUAGCAGUUUCACUAGCAAUAGCUCAAAGUAUCAGACUUUCAAUUUUUGAAAAUUGCAUUGAUGAUUGUGUAGUUAAUAUUAGACAUCUACCACUCAAACUUGCCCAAGUUGGAGCAUCUACUAUUAUCGAGGAAGAACUGAAGGUAGAAGCUCCUACAAUUAGGAAGAGAUUUUCAGAACUGUAUUCAUAUCAAAUUGCUGUAAAUCUAGUAGAAGACUUUCUUGAUAUUCCUGACAUAUUUUGGCAUAAUUGUCGUUUUCACAAUGUCUGGAAAUACUUGCAUGAUUAUCUUGAAAUUCCUGCAAGACUAGAAGUUUUAAACCGCCGAAUUGUGUGUAUGCAGGAACUACUACGAGUUAUUACUGAAGAACGUCAAACAGCACAAGCAAAUCGUAUUACAUGGAUAGUAAUAACUCUUUUAGCUUUACACUGUAUUGCAUUUGCAUUACGCCACCUAUUUUUGCAUCGUGAUUAA